This is a messenger RNA of Colletotrichum lupini, 1164 nucleotides long. RefSeq lists its product as uncharacterized. NCBI's taxonomy places the organism in Eukaryota, Fungi, Ascomycota, Sordariomycetes, Glomerellales, Glomerellaceae. The coding region runs from base 1 to 1164 and encodes 387 amino acids. The record is from RefSeq and is a predicted model, not a curated record. The transcript has 2 exons.
AUGCAAAUUCAAUAUCCAAGCAUCUGGAUCUCCCAGGCAGUGUAUAAGAACCAGACGACCGGGGCUACACCUCGAAAUCCUUCCGAUCUGCCAUAUGAAUCUUCAUCCCAUCUGACACGAAAUUUUGUUGAACUUUUUCUCAGUCUCGACAUUCUCGUAAACUCCUACUCAACGUCUACUCGAAAGGAGCAAUCGAAUCAAUCAAGAGAAACAACAUCGUCCGAAAAUCUAACAACCUUCAACAUGGCACUCUCAGCCGCCGAACACCAAGCUAGAAGACGUCGCUCGACUGCUGCCCCAAGACGUCGCAUAGCCUCAGACCCAUCCAUUACACCCAUUCCAAGACGCCCGAGGCUCCUCAGUAACCUCCCAAGUCAUCGACGAACGUCUACACCACCAAAACGAAGCCAGACAUCCAGCCCAACCCAGGCAUCUGUAACCGGAUCUAGUCCGCCUACGCCAAUCGUCGCCUUCUCCGCCCUUUCGAGAUCAACUCUCCCCAGGCCAUACAAUGACUUUUCCCACUUCUUCCAGGACAUGUGCCCUGCCCUCCGAGACCGGAUUCUCGACCAAGUCGACUGGGACUCCUUACAUGGAGGGCCAUACUGGCGCACCCAGGGCUACCAGUCGUGGUACGCAUCCGACUCCUGCAAGACGGCCUUCAUCAUCCACGCUGAAGGAAAGUUCCCCAAGAUCUGCGCGUGGCCGGAGAAGGAAGAAAGUAAGGGUAAAGGAGACGGCAGGAGGAACUCUACAACAAGGGAUAAGUCUCAGGAGGCUGGUGGUACUGCAGCUUCACCCAAGGGGUACGGUUGCUAUCGCUGCCACACGAUCAAGCCUGAGGCCGCCUUUGAGAAGCUGCCCGACUACUUUGUCGUGUCGUCUGAAGGUUGUAUCGUCGGGCGGUACGCCGGCAAAGCCGAUGGUGACAAGGAGCAGUCGAGGCUUCCGACACUGCGGAAUGGGGAAGGUCUCUUACGCCGCUUCUGUAUCGAAUGCGGUGUUAGAGACGGUCUGUAUGAGAAGAGGAAGCUCAUCACGUCGCUGACGGAAGAGAGGUGGUCGGUCUGUGACUGUCGGCGUCUGCACUGGGUGCCGUCGAAUGAGUCGUACAUUGAGUGUGAGCACUGUCUCGUGAAGAGUGCUUUCAGACCUCCGGUGUGA